Molecule: messenger RNA, 1247 nt
Organism: Tigriopus californicus
Lineage: Eukaryota; Metazoa; Arthropoda; Copepoda; Harpacticoida; Harpacticidae
Exons: 2
Coding region: 378-1076 (232 amino acids)
Source: RefSeq, a predicted model, not a curated record
AUCAUUACGUCUUUUGAAAGUGCAGAUAUAUUUCUUUCUGUGUUUCGUCACUACUGAUCUCUACUACUAUAAUCCCAAAACAGUGACCUAAAUUGAAUAAGAACUAAGCCUUGAAAGUCUUUUAAGUCUAUACGUACGUACAUAUUAGCAAUGUAGGUUUGUUGAAUAUUUUCUUUUUGCCUCCACUGGCUUGCUUCAAAAAAGAAAUAAUUUGCCAAGCUAAUAAUGUCAUAGAUAAACGAAUGCUCGAUCGUGUGAACAAUCUGUUGUACUCGUCCCUUCAGUAUUUGCUCUUGCUUUUGGCUUUUGUAACGAAUCCAGCGAUUCCGCCGAUACAUUGACAAAUACACAUUUCUCAUGAAUCUGUCAAAUAAAGGAUGUUUUCUCGACGACUCCUGAAUUGCAAAUCCUCUGAGGCUCAAGUGACAAGUAUUCUGAUAUUGCUUCUGAUUCAAUUGAGCCUAGUGGGGCCAACUCUCGGACAAAAUUACCAUGUGACGUACGACAAAAGUGGGACUGAAAUAAACCGUUCACCUUUGGAUGUCUAUUGCUAUCAAUUCACUUGGGUAGGACCCAUUGAAGAGGAUUACAACAAAACCAAGUCUUGCGAACAAGUCGAAUUGAAUGAUGCUAUUCCCGGAUCUCCUUGCUUCGAGCCCCUAGUUUGGACCAUAGGACCCAAUCGAAUGAAUGGCCCCGAUUUAGAAGAGCUAGAGCGGUUGUGCCGCGAAGAAGGCAAUUCUGAUGGCAGACCUUGCUUUCCAUUUUGUCGGAAAGAUGACGGAGAUUCGUGUGUGACAAUGACUUACACCCAAAGAGAUGUCUACAAAACCAUUCGCUAUCAAAGCCAUUUUUGCGGCAGAGGGGUGGACCCCUCCAAUCAGUUCAAAGCCUUGGAAGACAGCUGUCACGUCCAAUAUUCCAGAGACGAUUUCGACGUGAGUGCAUGUUUCUGCCAAACCCAUAAAUGCAAUGGAAGUCCUUGGAACGUGUCGCCACUUUCAUACAGUUAUAUGCAAGUGAUAGCUGCUUUAGUCCUCUUCCGCCCUUGGGUUCAAGUGGACGGGGUCUUUUGAGUUUCUCUUAACUUUCAAAAUCUGUGAUUGCCAAAGUCAUCAAGUUUGGCUGAAUGGAAAAAAACCUAUCUAUUUAUUUCUGAGGAGAAUAAAUCAACAAAGUCAAUUAGAUUAAAAUAUACAGUUUUUAAUGAAUGAAUGGAUGAGAUGUCUGGAGUUAAAUAGAAUGUC